Molecule: messenger RNA, 616 nt
Organism: Diabrotica balteata
Lineage: Eukaryota; Metazoa; Arthropoda; Insecta; Coleoptera; Chrysomelidae
Source: the annotation of a GenBank genome assembly
CUGUCACUGUCAAGUGUCAAAAGUUUAUGUACACAAAAAUAAUUUUGUUAUUUAUAUUUAUAUUACUAAAUUAAAUAAAUCCCAAAAUUUGUUUUAAAAUGUCUGAGGAUGGAGAACAAGGGGUUACGGAUUCUCCAAUAAGAGGUCCUACUCUAUCUACUUCUACAUCUAGUUUUGAAGCUCUAGAUCCUCAUGAUCCAAACCUAAGUCAACUAGCAAAUACAAUGUUUAGUAAAACUUCAGAAUAUUUAUAUGGAGAAUUAACUUCAACCUUAGACGAUUAUAGACUACUAGAAGUAAUGAAUAAAUCAGUAAUUACUAAGUAUUCAGAUAUGAAAAAUUUGGCUGUCAAUGUGAAAAAAAGUAUGAAUGAAUUAAAUGAAAAAUAUAACUCUCUGGUUCCACUACUGCAGCAAAUUGACCAAAUUGAAGCUAGUGUAGUCAAAUUAGAACAAGCAGCCUAUAAGUUGGAUGCAUAUUCUAAAAGACUGGAAGCCAAAUUCAAAACUUUAGAGAAGCGGUAGUUGUAGGUUUUACAUAUUUGAAUUUUUUUGUUAUUUUUAAAAUGUUUAUUUAAGUAUGUUAUCAAAAAACAAUAUUAUAAGCACUAUGUUUA